AUGCUCCCUUGCAUUGUCUUCAUGUUCAUCUGGACGACUAUCAUCUAUGACCCCAUUGCCUGCUGGACAUGGAAUGCCUCGGGAUGGGUGUAUAAAAUGGGAGGACUCGACUUUGCCGGCGGCACCCCGGUGCACAUUGCCUCUGGCUCUGCUGCCCUGGCCUACUCGUUGAUGCUGGGCAAGCGCCGUGGCCAUGGCACCCACGAGCUCAACUACCGUCCUCACAACGUCACUCACGUUGUGAUCGGCACCGUCUUCCUGUGGGUCGGUUGGUUUGGAUUCAACGCCGGCUCUGCCCUCGCUGCCAACCUCCGCGCCGUUAUGGCUGCUGUCGUGACCAAUCUGGCGGCCUCCGUCGGCGGCGUCACCUGGUGUCUCCUCGACUACCGGCUGGAGAAGAAGUGGUCGACUGUCGGCUUCUGUUCGGGUGUCAUCGCCGGCCUGGUUGCUAUUACUCCUGGAUCAGGCUUCGUGACCCCGUGGGCGGCCUUUAUCUAUGGUGUCGUUGGCGCUAUUGCCUGCAACUAUGCCACCAAGCUCAAGUUCCUGCUGCGCAUUGAUGAUGCCCUCGAUAUCUUUGCGGUCCACACCAUCGGCGGUCUGGUUGGCAACCUUCUGACUGGUCUCUUUGCUGCUGACUACAUUGCGCAUCUGGACGGUGUAACCGUGAUCCCCGGCGGCUGGAUCAACCACAACUACAUCCAGCUGGGCUACCAGCUUGCCGACUCCGUCUCUGGGUUUGCUUACUCUUUCUUCGGGACAUGUCUCAUCCUGUUCAUCCUCAACCUCAUUCCUGGUAUGAGUCUGCGUGCUCCGGAGGAGGAUGAGAUCAUGGGUAUUGAUGACGCCGAGAUUGGCGAGUUCGCUGUAAGUUUUUGCUUCCUUCAUCAGCAUAUAACACAUCUAACUGGUUUGCAGUAUGAUUAUGUUGAGAUCACCCGCGAUAUCGUUAACGGCGUUGAGGGUGGCGAUGACAGCUCCAAGCGUUCUGUCACGCCUACCGGUGAGGUUCCCAUAUCGUUUGAAAAGCCGUCUACUUGA
Molecule: messenger RNA, 1041 nt
Organism: Penicillium lagena
Lineage: Eukaryota; Fungi; Ascomycota; Eurotiomycetes; Eurotiales; Aspergillaceae
Product: ammonium permease MEP2
Exons: 2
Coding region: 1-1041 (346 amino acids)
Biological process (GO): ammonium transmembrane transport
Cellular component (GO): plasma membrane
Molecular function (GO): ammonium channel activity
Source: RefSeq, a predicted model, not a curated record